GGAACUUCAUCAUAAUCUUAAGUUACGUAAACACAAAAUGGUUCAUCAUAACGAUUCCGAUUUAGAUUCUUUAGAAUCCACGACAAUUUGUGGUAAAUUAUGUAUUACAAGCUUCACGUUAAUGAUGCUAUUUUAUUUAUUUAUGGCCGCUUAUAUUUUAAAAUAUUACUGGAAAAGAAGAAAUGCUACAAGAAAAGGAAGGGAAAAGCGUUAUGGCUUUGGUAAUGAACUGAGAAUGUAUCGUCACCUUCAUAGUAAGAACAGCAAUGAUAAUAGUGGUAUUGGUUGGAAAGGAAGAAAGGACGAAACAGUUGUGAUGUUGGUUUAUGAAGAACCUCAUUCAAUACUUUAA
Messenger RNA from Funneliformis mosseae, 352 nucleotides. NCBI's taxonomy places the organism in Eukaryota, Fungi, Glomeromycota, Glomeromycetes, Glomerales, Glomeraceae. The record is from the annotation of a GenBank genome assembly.